Drechmeria coniospora is the source of this 2175-nucleotide messenger RNA. RefSeq names its product VPS9 domain protein. Gene Ontology annotation, molecular function: guanyl-nucleotide exchange factor activity; small GTPase binding. The coding region runs from base 1 to 2175 and encodes 724 amino acids. Lineage: Eukaryota; Fungi; Ascomycota; Sordariomycetes; Hypocreales; Ophiocordycipitaceae. Gene Ontology annotation, biological process: vesicle-mediated transport. Gene Ontology annotation, cellular component: endocytic vesicle; cytosol. The record is from RefSeq and is a predicted model, not a curated record. The transcript has 3 exons.
AUGAUAGUCUACCCGCCCUCCCACCGCUACGCGGCGACCCCGUCCGCCAAGGGCACCCUGCCCGCCCGGCAAAGCGCCGCACGAACGCCAUCCUCCCGGCCUCCCCGUGUCCGCCUGAUGUCCGCGAAGCAAGCGCAGGUCGUCCCCGAUGGGCCUGUCGUCGCCGAUGGAAAUGCCAACGAAGGAGUCGAAAACCACCCCCCAGAUGCCUUCGAGACGACCGAGGCGGCUGACGGCGACGAUGGCCUCGAUGUGGCCCGAUCCUCGAUCGAGCUCGACGACUUGCCAAUCGAGCUCAUUACCUUGACCGACAGCUUCAUCGAGUCUCUGGGUGCCAAGGUGCACCCGACGCCCCCCAAUAUCGACCGCCUGUCGGAUCUAUUCCAAGAAUUCUACGCCUUGGCCGCAUCUCACAUCGGCACUCACCUCAGCGCCCUGGCCUCCCGUCACAGCCGCAAUGCCUCUCCCGCCACCUCGAACAACUCGAUAUCCUCGGCCGCAAACCGACUGCGCUUCAAGGCCCCCUCUCUCGGAACCAAAGAGAAGCAAAAAGUAGGGACAGAACAUCAAAUGAUUACGGCCGACGAGUUGGCGAGCCGCAAGCGUGCCAGGCGAGCCCUGGAGGGAAAACGCAGCCUGCUGGAGGAGGCAGUCGAGCGGAGACUUUCGGAAGGUAUAUAUGACCGCAUAUACCGCCAUCGGAGCACCCAAGACGAGGCGCAGGAUGCCAAGUUGCGGUCGAAAACCGCCGCCCUAGCGCUCGUCGGCAUCGGCCCUGCGGACCUCGGCAUCGACUUUGGCGACGACAGCCCGCAGGGGCCCGACGCUCUGGCCGAGAGGUCCAAGGAGGUGGGCGAGUGGCUGCGCGCGGCCAGGACCGAUAUGAUUCGCAUGAGCGAGUCAAGAUAUCCCCUCGGCAAGCUCAACCAUCUCAAGGCUGCGCACAAGAGCAUCGUCGAUACCCUUGCCCACUUUCACCCAUCCGCCUCCGCCGACGAAAUUAUGCCCAUGCUCAUCUUCACCCUCAUCACCUUGCCGCCGGAGAACCUUCACAUCAUCAGCGAUCUAUACUUCAUCCAGCGCUUUCGAUGGGAACCGAAGCUGACUGGCGAGGCCGCCUACUGCCUCACCAACCUCGAAGCCGCCGUCAGCUUCCUGGAAACAGUCGAUCUCGCCACCUUGAGAGAGGACGAGCAUCCUUCAGGGCCGCCCAAGAAUGUGAAUCACUCCGGCGCAGCCAAAGCGGAGACCUUCCCCCCGGCUUACCCUCAGGGGCUUAUCACUCCGACGCAGAGUGCACCGGACGUCGCGACGGAGAACGCCACGGCCACGGACCUGGCGCCGUCUCCCAACAACCACCAGGCUGAAACCGCGUUGAGAAAACGACGAUUAAGUGAUCUCGUCAACACCCCGACCCAGGCAUUCGGUGCUGCCAGUGGCGCCGUUUUCAGUACGGCUGAUCAUGGUCUCAAGACGAUUUCAAGCAGUCUCGGUGAUAGCUACUCGUUCCUCCUCGGAAAGCUCCGUGAACGACAGCAAGGGCCGAAGGAAUCAAUCGUCGCCCCGCGAACGCUCGACGACGCUCGGAAACUCGUCAGCACCCCGCCGCUCGAAGAGGAUGAAAAUGCCAGCGGUGCGAGCUCGGCCAUCGGCGCAGAGGAUGCCGAACAGCUGAAGGCUGCGCUGGUUCGUGAGGAUCGAGUGUUGAGCAUGAUCGGCGGCCGUCGUGAUGCCAGCGUUGACAGUUCCAAGAGUGGCCGCAGCGUCAGCUUGCCCAAGAGGGGGGCCGCUUCUGAAGAGCGCAAGAGCCCUGCUCCGAGCCAGAGUCCCGCAGUUUUGGAGCAGGUGCGUAGCCUGGGAAGCUCCUUCAACCCCAUGGCCCGACUGUCCAGUAUGGGCAUGAUGAGAGGCUUUGGCCGGACCGGGCCUGCGCCAACGACGGUGCCGAAAGAUGCCGACAAGCCGGCGGACGGCGGGGACCUGGCAUCUGCGUUUCCGGACAUUGCCACGUCACUUCCACCCAAGGAGAUCCCUAAGAUUGCGCCGCCCAACAAACGGUUUCUCGAGCUUCAGAGCCCGGGCGAGCUGCGGCUCGGCGAGGUUCUGGACCUGCUAAGGGACUACCGUCGUCUGGCCGGGGCGCUGAAGAACUUGGGUGCCUUUGAGGGAAAAUAA